AUGUCAAUAAAAGAUUGUAAUACAGAUAAAAAAAAUGCUUCAUUUCGUUCAUUACAUGUUAGUGAUUGGAUAUUACUUACUGUAUUAAUGUUGAGUAAUGCCUCAGCUCCAAUGGCUUUUAGUUGUAUUGCACCAUUUUAUAAUCAUGUAGCUUUUGAUAAAGGAAUGUCAUUAAAUGAAAGUGGUAUUGUUUUUGGAGUAUUUAAUUUAUUAAGUUGUAUUGCAUCACCUUUUAUUGGUAAAUUUAUUCCUAUAUUUGGAACAAAAAAAUUAUUUUCAUUUGGUUUAUUAUUCUCUACAAUAGGAACAUUUGCAUUUGCUUUUACAAUUGAAAUCAAUGAUUCUGAUAUAUUUUUUUAUACAUCUGUUCUUUUACGUCUACUUCAAUCACUUGGAAAUGCAAUGUAUUUUACAUGUACUUUUGCUAUAGUAACAAAAAAAUUUCCUGAAUUAUCAUCAUCAAUGCUUGGAUUAACAGAAACAUGUGCAGGAAUUGGUUUUACAUUAGGUCCAUUAUUUGGUGGAAUAUUAUAUGAUGUUGGUGGAUAUAAAUUACCAUUUUUUAUUAUUGGAUUAUUAUUAGCAUGUAAUGUUAUUGUAUCAUAUUUUUAUAUAAUAGAUGAAGAUACAGGUGAAUGUGAAGAAAAUACUUCAUUUGGAUUUAAAGAAUUAUUUAGUAUUAGAGAUAUAUGGUUUAUGUUUAUAUCAGUAUUUUUAGUUGGUGUAUUAUUAGCUGUUCAUGAUCCAACACUUCCUGUUGCAGUUGAAAGUUUUAAUUAUACACAUUCACAAAUAGGUUUAAUAUUUCUUAUUAUUGGUGGAUCAUAUUCAUGUUUUGCACCACUACUUGGAACACUUAUUGAUAAAUAUAUGUUAACAAAUUAUUUAUUAAUUAUUGGAAAUAUAGGAUUAAUUAUAUCAUGUAUUAUACUUGCACCAGCACCAUUUUUACCAUUUGAAUUAAAUAUAUAUUCCAUAUCAAUAUCAUUAUUUUUACAAGGUGUUUCAGCUGCAGCAUUAUUUGUACCAUGUUUUAAACAAUGUAUAUAUAUUGUUGUUAAAGAACAUAACUAUCCAGAUGAUAUGAAUACAAGUGGUGUUGUAUCAGGAACAUUUGCCGGUUCAUUUUAUCUUGGAGCAUUUCUAGGACCAACAAUUGGAGCAUUCUUAGUUGAAACAUUUGGUUACUCAACAGCAAUAAUGAUAUUUGGAACAUUUAGUACUAUAUAUUAUAUACUAUUUAUUAUUUUAUAUCUAAUUCCACGAUAUAUAAAAAGCAAACAAACUGGGCAGGUUAAUAUUUCUGAAUAUGAGAAAAAAAAUGAUGUCUCAAUAAAUAUAAAUGAUAUAAAAAAUAUUAAAUAA
Molecule: messenger RNA, 1365 nt
Organism: Strongyloides ratti
Lineage: Eukaryota; Metazoa; Nematoda; Chromadorea; Rhabditida; Strongyloididae
Product: MFS-type transporter SLC18B1
Exons: 3
Coding region: 1-1365 (454 amino acids)
Biological process (GO): transmembrane transport
Molecular function (GO): transmembrane transporter activity
Source: RefSeq, a predicted model, not a curated record